This is a messenger RNA of Toxorhynchites rutilus septentrionalis, 4218 nucleotides long. It is a transcript of the gene mRRF1, whose product is annotated as ribosome-recycling factor, mitochondrial. Gene Ontology annotation, biological process: translation. NCBI's taxonomy places the organism in Eukaryota, Metazoa, Arthropoda, Insecta, Diptera, Culicidae. Gene Ontology annotation, molecular function: ribosomal large subunit binding. Gene Ontology annotation, cellular component: mitochondrion. Bases 95 to 880 code for a protein of 261 amino acids. The record is from RefSeq and is a predicted model, not a curated record. The transcript has a single exon.
CUGUUGAAUCAUAUCGUAUUGGUUUGUUUACAAACAUUCUGAAACACUCAUUUUUAGAGAAGUUCAGUCGUAACGGUUAAAAUACCCGCGGGAGAUGUUAAAAAUCAGAAACAUUCGUUUUGUAGCCACAGUCGCGUACAGAUUCUCAUCAAUUGUCAGUGGGAAUACGCUAGAUGCCGGGCCGGACACAAGAAUCCUCUAUUCACCAUCCAUAUGCAGACUCCAGCAGCAGCAGCAGCCAGUUCGGAAUUAUGCCAAAAGUAAAGAUAAGAAAAAGGAGAAAAAAGGAGCACCAGCGAAGGUUCACAUCAACGAUGGCCAACUAGCUGAGGUAUUCGACGUGGGCACUUUCCGGACGCAGAUGGAGAAAAUACUGGAUAACAUGAAGAAUGAUUACAUCAAGAACCUUUCGCUUCGAUCCGCAACUGGGGCACUAGAAACCCUCAAGGUUGCUUACGAAGGCGCCGAUUAUCAGCUGCAGGAAUUGGGUCAAGUAGUGAGGAAAAAUCCCAAAACUGUCGUUGUGAAUCUGGUGUCGUUCCCACAAACGAUUCCAGCUGUUUUGCAAGCACUUCAAAAGAGUGGGAUGAACCUAAAUCCCCAACAAGAGGGAACCACGUUGUUCAUCCCGGUGCCAAAAGUCACCAGAGAACAUCGUGAAAGUUUGUCGAAAAACGCCAAGAGUCUCUUUAUCAAGUGUCGGGAUGCAAUCAAAGAUAUUCAGAAUCAAGUCAUCAAAAAGGUUAAGAAACAGGCCGAUAUAUCAGAGGAUUUGAACUUCCAAGUGCAAGCUCAGAUUACGGCGAUAGCAAAUGAAUACAUAAAAGAAGCGGAACAGCUCAUGGAAACUAAACAGGCUGAGCUCAUGGGAGAUAAAUAGUAGAUAGGUGUUAUGUUAAUAUAAAUUGUAAUGUUAUACGAGAAAAUACAGUUUGUUUCAAUGGAACAUAUGUUGAAACAAAGGUUUGGAAUAAUGUUAUGGAAAAUCAUAUCCCCACUUACCAAAUUCAAAUGCUUUCCGUCUAGCGUUACAAUUUUCUUUAUGGCCUCCGCUUGUUCCUUCAAUUUGGAACGUAGAUUCAGUAUUUUUUCCUUACUCUGUAGGUUGAAAUAGUGCUCCUGUGAGGUAUUGGCAAUGGCGUAGCAAUUUUCAAUUCUCGAACGCCAUGUGUUCAGGAGUGUUUCAUCGGGCAAACCGUAUCCCACAAUAGGCGCAGUGAUCUCAGAUUUUUGCUCCUCUAGGCUCUUGAGUUUAGCCUUCAACCGCUCAAUUUCUUCUGCUUGUUCAUUAACCUUCUUGAUCAGAUAAUCUUUUGGCACGUUCGAUGGAACGAUGUUCUGUUUCAAAGUAGUACGUAUCUUUUUGGCACGUGAAGCGUAUUUCAGUGUAUUGUAAGUAUCCUCAUAGGUUAGCGACGAGGGAGACACAUUGGCGAUCAUCAGCGUCUGACAGUUCCCUCCGAGACUGUCUUUGAGAAUUCUGGUUAAAUUGGAAUCUCGGUAAGGAAUGUGUUUUAAACCAUCUGCCAAUUUGUUGAUACAAUUUCCCAACGCCAACAGACUCUUGUUUAUAUUGGCGCCUUCCUUGAACCUGAUCCCGAUUCCUUUUGUACUCGCGGCACGUUCGCUACCAGCGAGAUCUAUCAUCGAGAGUUUGACCGUUUUCUUCUGUCCACUGGUCUUAUCUACCAUCCGGAUGUGUACUUGGAAGAUGGCAUGGCUACGACUGCUUUCGGCAUUUGCAUCCGUCGGAUGCUGGGUUCGAUUUUGAUUACCGAGCGCCAACAGAUCGAGAAGUUCUCUCGCGUUGUGGAUUUGUUUCAACACCAGUCCACUAACCACAACACCGCUAGCGUCUUCUCGCAGCUUUAGGGGGCCAGAUUUUGUUAGCAAAUUCAUCACCAGUUCAUUGUACACCUCCAGAUAGGAAAUACCGAUGUCGAAUUUACGAACCGCAGACAGGGCGUCUAUCUGUCGGAAGAGUUCCUCCAUCGUAAGAAAGGUAAUACCCGGGAAUUCUUCACUGCCCAACAUGGUAAACGUUUUGCCCGCUCCGGUCGCCCCGUACACGAACACCGAGCAGUUGUAUCCGUCCAUAACGGACUGCACCAGUGGUUUUGUGCAGUGUUGGAAGACGAUCUCAUUGUUGGCUUCAGCGUCGAAUACGUCGUCGUAUUCCAUCGCGAGUUUCUUCUUCACUCGUUUUGUGAUGUCCCGAUGUGUUUGCUUCAUGCCAUGGAAGAAGAAUUCAUCCUCGUCUUCGUCCGGAUCGAACAUGAGGGUGGUUUUGUCCAAAACCUGGAAAAUAGUCGAAUAAGGUGUUCAUAUGUGUUAGUUAGAAUAGAUGCAAGACUUUGUUACAAUGGUUUUUUUUCAAUUAAAGAAGAAGGAAAAAUGUUUUUCAAUUUUUUAUAGACCAACUGAUUUUCUCUCCAGCUGGACGAGUCUACAUUACCCAGCAAUGAAGCUCUGUUGUUAAGCUAUGUUCGAUAUGUUAAAGAUGAAAAUAUGUACCAAGAAAUGAUUUUUGCUACAUAUAUGAAGACUGAUAUCAGAGGAGAAUCGAUCAUUCCAUGGCUGAUGGUGCACCAUCUAUGGUUGGUCGUCAUCAUGGUUCUACAGCUCAAAAUUAUCACAAAAGCUUCCAGACCAUGUUAUAUUAUCACAACCGAAGAGGUAAACUGUCCCAUCGCAAGCAGGGAACCAAAGGAAAACGGUGAACGGCGUGGAUUUGAGUUACUUCUUGGGGAAACUUUUUUUAUGCGGUCCCUAUCUACCACACAAAAAAAGUUUUUUUCAAAAUGUGUACCGAACACGUUUUUUUAAAGCUACUGGUUAAGUUUUGCACUAUUUUUUAUGCGGUUCUCAUCCACCGCACAAAAAAAUGUUUGCCUGUAAUGGGUAUUUCAAUAGGCACACCACAAAAGUAGACCGAUAGGGACAGCAAACGACGCCAUAUUUUUUCCCGCUCUCUUGACAUUUCUCUUCAGUAAGGUUUGCCAUUUCAAAAUGGAAAGAUAUACGAUCCGACAACGAGUCGAGUUUAUCAAAAAUUACAACUGAAAUUCGGAGUCAAUGACCUCAACUUUAAGAGCGCUCCACAGGCACAGUUCAAAAUGUUCCCGUGCCAGUGAAACAAAGAAGUACCCGUAGUGUCGAGAAUGUUGCUGCCGCUAGCGCAUCAAUUGAGGAAGGCCCAAAUCAGUCUUUCACACGUCAUUCGUCAAGCGUCAAGCGUUGGGCAUCUCUGUGACAUCGUUGUGGCGAAUUUUGCGAAAAGAUCUUGGCCUACAUCCUUACAAGAUCAAAUUGACGCAAGAACUGAAGCCACUUGGCCACCAGAAGCAUCGUAUGUUCGUGAAUUGGGCUGAGCAACAACUUGAAAAUGAUCCGGAUUCUCAUCGAAAAAUCAUCUUCGGCGAUGAGUCAAUAAGUAAAACAUCGAUGAAGGUGAAAUGGGUUGUGGGGGUGAAAUUGGAUCAAAAAUGGAAAAAGUUACUAAUAGUAAUAUAUCGUCAAAUAUUGCGAAUAUUUUUGAAAGCUGUGAGCCAUUUAAUAGGAGACAUAUUUCCACAACUUCCAAUGUAUAAUAGUUAACUGUAGUACGAAAAGUUAUUAUUUAAUAAUUCACACCUCAGAAAAAAUCUCAUGCCAGCAUUAUACAGAACUACUAAAAUUAUAAAUAUUGGAUAGAAUUAUUAUUUAAAGUCUUGUCAGAUGAGUCAUUUCUGAUUUCACGAAAAUCGAAAAAUCAACUUUUCCCCCUUUUUCCAAAGAUGACCUUUCUCAAUCUUUUUUUGUCCAAAUAUAGUUUAUUUAUAAUAAGUAUUUAUGUUACAAAAUUAAAACAUCAUUAAUCAUUUAAAUUCGAUAUGACUUCUACUUCAUGCACAUGCAUUGUUAUUGUUAAUAUAAUUUAUGUACUUGAUGAAACGUCGAUUUCAAUUCUUUUUGAUGAUGCUAUGUUGGCCAGAACUAGUUGAAUUAGAUUGUCAAAACUGAGACGCUGCCAAUGAGCUAGUUUUGUUUGAAAAACAUUACACUUGAAAAAAAAACAGAUUUUGUUUUCGUAAUUUUUGAUUGUAAUUGUUUUUCACAGCAUACAUGGAUUCGGAAAUUUUAUUAACCAUAGAAUUAAGGAAACAUGUUGAUGUAUUUUAGAAAAAAUAUAGCUAAGAGUCUGGCUUCUUUAAACCUAUGCAACUGAGCUUGUAAAAA